Molecule: messenger RNA, 441 nt
Organism: Meloidogyne enterolobii
Lineage: Eukaryota; Metazoa; Nematoda; Chromadorea; Rhabditida; Meloidogynidae
Source: the annotation of a GenBank genome assembly
AUGGAUCACCCUUCCAACAACAACAAUAUUCACCAAAAACACUCCCAAAGCCUAAAAACAUUGUUAACAGUCCCAAUACAACAAAACACACAACAAAACAUACAACAUUCCCCAACAAAUAGUUUCUGUAGUGUUGGAAAUAUAAGUAUAAAUACAAUAGCUAGUUCGAGUACGGUAUUCCCAACAUCAACAAAGGAAGAUGUUUGUAAGGUAACUUGUUUCCCUGUGAUAUUGCCAAAAACAUCAGAUGAGCAACAAACAUGUUUUGAACAAGUGUAUGUUUAUUUUAGUGUUUUUGGGGAAUGUUUGGGAAAAUGUUGAUGUGAUGAUGAUUUUAAGGAUGUUUUUAAAUAUGUUUUUAAACAAGUUUAUAUGUUUUCUAAAAAAGUUGAACAAUGUUUUAAUGAUGUUUUUAAAAAAGUUGGGAAAAUUUUGAUGUUU